Molecule: messenger RNA, 1497 nt
Organism: Eutrema salsugineum
Lineage: Eukaryota; Viridiplantae; Streptophyta; Magnoliopsida; Brassicales; Brassicaceae
Product: protein DETOXIFICATION 7
Exons: 9
Coding region: 1-1497 (498 amino acids)
Biological process (GO): xenobiotic detoxification by transmembrane export across the plasma membrane
Cellular component (GO): membrane
Molecular function (GO): xenobiotic transmembrane transporter activity; antiporter activity
Source: RefSeq, a predicted model, not a curated record
AUGGAAAAGGAUUUCUCGUUGGUGCCGAAGGUGGAGGACAAAGAAGAAUAUGAUUACAGAAAUGAGAAAUCCGUAGAGAUGAUGAAGAAGGUGAGCUCCAUGGCUGCUAAAAUGGUGGCAGUUUCUCUUUCUCAGUAUCUCCUUCAAGUUAUCUCAAUGGUUAUGGCUGGUCACUUGGACGAGCUCUCUCUAUCCGGCGUAGCUAUCGCCACUUCUCUUACCAACGUCACUGGCUUCAGCCUCCUCCUUGGGUUGGCAGGUGCCUUAGAGACAUUGUGUGGCCAAGCUUUCGGAGCAGAGCAAUUUAGAAAACUUGGUUCAUACACUUACUGCUCAGUGAUCUGUCUUCUCUUGCUCUGUUUCCCAAUCUCUCUUCUUUGGGUUUUCAUGGACAAACUCUUGGAGCUCUUCCAUGAAGAUCUUCUCAUCUCUCAAUUAGCAUGUAGAUACUCGAUCUGGCUCAUACCGGCUUUAUUCGGAUAUGCUGUUCUUCAAUCUAUUACUCACUAUUUUCAGUCACAAGGAUUGGUUCUUCCUCUCUUAUUAAGCUCUCUUGGAGCUCUAUGUUUUCAUAUUCCUUUUUGUUGGCCUCUUGUCUAUAAACUAAGAUUUGGAAUCGUUGGGGCCGCUUUGUCCACCGGCUUUUCAUAUUGGUUAAAUGUUUUUUUGCUUUGGAUUUUCAUGAGAGACUCUGCACUGUAUCGCGAAACCAGGAAUCUUAGGGCACAAGAUAUCUUCUCGAGCAUGAAGCAGUUCAUCUCCCUCGGGAUCCCCUCUGCCAUGAUGAUUUGCCUCGAAUGGUGGUCAUUUGAGAUUCUGCUACUACUGUCUGGACUCUUACCGAACUUAAAGCUCGAAACAUCGGUGAUGUCCAUAAGCCUCACAACGUCAUCUCUGCAUUUCGUUAUAGUAAAUUCCAUAGGAGCAGCCGCAAGCACACAUGUCUCAAACGAGCUAGGAGCUGGAAAUCCAAGGUCAGCUCGAGCAGCGGCUAAUGCUGCCCUUCUCCUCGGGACUUUUGAUGCUUUCUUAGUAAGCAUCACUCUUUACAGCUAUCGAAAAACCUGGGCGUAUUUAUACAGCAACGAGAGAGAAGUGGUUCACUAUGCAACCCAAAUUACAUCGAUUCUAUGCCUAUCAGUUUUCAUCAACAGCUUUACUGCUGUGCUCUCAGGGAUCGCAAGAGGAGCAGGGUGGCAACAUAUAGGAAGUUAUGCAAGCAUAGGAUCAUAUUAUAUAGUCGGGAUUCCCGUCGGUUCGAUCUUAUGUUUCGUUAUGAAAAUGAGAGCGACAGGACUUCGGAUAGGUCUAUUGAUUGGUUCUUUUGUCCAAACGACAGUUUUUGCACUUGUCACUUUCUUCACCAAUUGGGAACAAGAGGCAACGAAGGCGAGGGACAGAGUAUUCGAGAUGGCACCUCAAGGAAACCAAAAAACAGAAAUCACAUUAAAAGAGGAUGCGCAAGUGUUACUAAGUGAUGUUUCGGAAAAUGUGUGA